Messenger RNA from Cinclus cinclus, 749 nucleotides. It is a transcript of the gene TEX36, whose product is annotated as testis expressed 36. The record is from RefSeq and is a predicted model, not a curated record. Lineage: Eukaryota; Metazoa; Chordata; Aves; Passeriformes; Cinclidae. Bases 210 to 749 code for a protein of 179 amino acids. The transcript is spliced from 4 exons.
CGAGCCGGUAUUUCCCUCUUCCCUGCAGCACACGAGCAGGAGCGGCGUUGCCCGGCGUCGCUUUUGGUUGUGCGGAUGUCGCUGAAACACCGGGGGAGCCCUGAGGUCACAGGAGAGGAGGGUUCCACAGCCGCCCGUGCUGGGAACAGAUCUCCAGGGAGCCGCGGCGGCCCCGGCGGAGCCUCGGGAGGCGGCAGUGACAUCGGGCCAUGGCUGAGGACGGCUCCGGGCAGCCCGGCGACCGGCGCCCUGGCGACUGGUUUGCUCAUCUUGGAGUGGAGCAGGGCGAGCUGGAAUCAACAACAACCGCUUCACAAAGACAUGUCCUGAACUCGGCAGCUGCUCUGGGCAAGGAACACAGAAUGCCGCUGGAAUACAGAGCUCGUGUGCAGGAAGCAGGAAACAACAAUUUCCCAUUCUCUUCUCAUGACAACAGACAUGACAUAUGCAAUGCAGCUGAGUAUUUUGACUUGGGCAUGGGCCUGAGGAAGCAGGAUCCAGAGAAACAGAGACAGAACUCCCAUAACUUCUUCGAGUGGGCUCGUGCGCCAGGCAGGAGCAGCAGCGAGGGCUUCGUUACCAUUUACCAGACCUCGUUCGUGGCAGAUCAGGCCCCAGGGAACGAGGGCUGCUGUUGUAGGCGCUAUCCCAAACACCACGUCCAAAAACAGUGCAGCACCACAAAAGAGUGCUGUGCCAAACCUGCUCCUGAGGAUGACACUGUCCUGCAGCCAGACAAGACAUCUUAA